Coregonus sp. 'balchen' is the source of this 7915-nucleotide messenger RNA. Lineage: Eukaryota; Metazoa; Chordata; Actinopteri; Salmoniformes; Salmonidae. The record is from the annotation of a GenBank genome assembly.
GUGACGUCCCAGCGGAUGCAGGGGGUGUUGCUGCUGGUCUUUGCUAAGUACUACCACCUCCCCUUCCUCCGAGGGGUGCAGACAGAGACCACCCGCACCGGCCUGGGGGGCUACUGGGUGAGAAACCUGCCAGCUGAGACUACAUCCUACAGAGAACCACACAAAACUGUCCACACUGACUAGUGAUGGGGGGAAAAAAUAGCUAGUUACAUAUCGCAAUAUCAUUUUGGGAUGAUAUUAUAUCGAUAUUUGACCAAUUUUAUCAUGUUCUCUCUUGUCUCUCUGCAGCAGACAUAUAGUGAGCAAUAUGUUUUGAACAUCAAAUUGCAAUAAAAUCACAGUAUCGAAUCGCAAUACAUAUAGAAUCAUGAGAAUCGCAAUACAGUUGAAGUCGGAAGUUUACAUACACCUUAGCCAAAUACAUUUAAACUCAGUUUUUCAUAAUUCCUGACAUUUAAUCCUAGUAAAAAUGCCCUGUUUUAGGUCAGUUAGGAUUACUACUUUAUUUUAAGAAUGUGAAAUGUCAGAAUAAUAGUAGAGAGAAUUAUUUAUUUCAGCUUUUAUUUAUUUCAUCACAUUCCCAGUGGGUCAGAAGUUUACAUACACUCAAUUAGUAUUUGGUAGCAUUGCCUUUAAAUUGUUUAACUUGGGUCAAAGGUUUCGGGUAGCCUUCCACAAGCUUCCCACAAUAAGUUGGGUGAAUUUUGGCCCAUUCUUCCUGACAGAGCUGGUGUAACUGAGUCAGGUUUGUAGGCCUCCUUGCUCGCACACGCUUUUUCAGUUCUGCCCACAAACUUUCCUUAGGAUUGAGGUCAGGGCUUUGUGAUGGCCACUCCAAUAACUUGACUUUGUUGUCCUUAAGCCAUUUUGCCACAACUUUGGAAGUAUGCUUGGGGUCAUUGUCCAUUUGGAACGCCUAUUUGCGACCAAGCUUUAACUUCCUGACUGAUGUCUUGAGAUGUUGCUUCAAUAUAUCCACAUAAUUUUCCUUCCUCAUGAUGCCAUCUAUUUUGUGAAGUGCAUCAGUCCCUCCUGCAGCAAAGCACCCCCACAGCAUGAUGCUGCCACCCUCGUGCUUCACGGUUGGGAUGGUGUUCUUCGGCUUGCAAGCGUUCCCCUUUAUCCUCCAAACAUAAUGAUGGUCAUUAGGCCAAACAGUUCUAUUUUUGUUUAAUCAGACCGGAGGACAUUUCUCCAAAAAGUACGAUCUUUGUUCCCAUGUGCAGUUGCAAACCAUAGUCUGACUUUUUUAUGGCAGUUUUGGAGCAGUGGCUUCUUCCUUGCUGAGCGGCCUUUCAGGUUAUGUCGAUAUAGGACUCAUUUUACUGUGGAUAUAGAUACUUUUGUACCUGUUUCCUCCAGUAUCUUCACAAGGUCCUUUGCUGUUGUUCUGGGAUUGAUUUGCACUUUUCGCACCAAAGUAUGUUCAUCUCUAGGAGACAGAACGCUUCUCCUUCCUGAGCGGUAUGAUGGCUGCGUGGUCCCAUGGUGUUUAUACUUCCGUACUAUUGUUUGUACAGAUGAACGUGGUACCUUCAGGCGUUUGGAAAUUGCUCCCAAGGUUGAAUCAGACUUGUGGAGGUCUACAAUUUGUUUUCUGAGGUCUUGGCUGAUUUCUUUUGAUUUUCCCAUGAUGUCAAGCAAAGAGGCACUGAGUUUGAAAGUAGGGCUUGAAAUACAUCCACAGGUACACCCCCAAUUGACUCAAAUGAUGUCAAUUAGCCUAUCAGAAGCUUCUAAAGCCAUGACAUCAUUUUCUGGAAUUUUCCAAGCUGUUUAAAGGCACAGUCAACUUAGUGUAUGUAAACUUCUGACCCACUGGAAUUGUGAUACAGGGAAUUAUAAGUGAAAUAAUCUGUCUGUAAACAAUUGUUUUAAAAAUUACUUGUGUCAUGCACAAAGUAGAUGUCCUAACCGACUUGCCAAAACUAUAGGUGACAAGCAAUUUGUUAACAAGAAAUUUGUGGAGUGGUUGAAAAACGAGUUUUAAUGACUCCAACCUAAGUGUAUGUAAACUUCCGACUUCAACUGUAUGCACGCACCACCUUUCCGUUAUUUAUUUGUACAAUUUUUUGAAACAAGUUAUUUCUUUAAUUUCACUUCACCAAUUUGGAUUAUUUUGUGUAUAUCCAUUACAUGAAAUCCAAAUGAAAAUCCAUUUACAUUACAUGUUGUAAUGCAACAAAAUAGGAAUAAUGCUAAGGGGGGUGAAUACUUUUGCAAGGCACUGUAGGCCGACUCAUAGCCAGAGAGAGCCAGGAAAAAGGCUGACUCAUAGCCACAAAGUAGAUGUCCUAACCGACUUGCCAAAACCAUAGUUUGUUAACAAGAAAUGUGUGGAGUGGUUGAAAAACAAGUUUUAAUGACUCCAACCUAAGUGUGUGUAAACUUCCGACUUCAACUGUACAUAUCGUAUCGGCACCUAAGUAUUGUGAUAAUAUCGUAUCGUGAGGUCCCUGGCAAUUCCCAUCCCUAACACUGACUUAUCCUAAUGACCAACUGACAGAGAACCAGACCGACCACAUUAAUGAAGACAGCCCCAACACUCUAGGCUAAGAUAUAGAAGUGGGAAUGUCAGCACUAUUGAACUGAAGUGCACAAUCAGAACUGACCCACCCUUAGAGCUAGAAUCUUUAAUUACAUUUUACAUUUACAUUUUAGUAAUUUAGCAGAUGCUUUUAUCCAGAGCGACUUACAGUAAUGAGUGCAUUAAUUUUUUGUACAAAAUGUUUUUAUUGAAACAAUAAAAAGGAGGCACCCCACCUCUUUGGUAAAAAGCUGAGGGAUAAGUCUGGAGAAAUUUUACCACUCUCAAAUUCAUAGACAGAGCUAUGGAUGCAAUGGCUGACCAUCCAUAAUAUUACAAUUUAUAGUUUUAACCAUAUUUUGAUAUUUUUUGCAGCACUUGUUUACAUUUACAGUACAUUGUUUACAAACAUUGGAGUAAAACAAGCAUAUAUUUUGGGUUCUGAUGGGGUACGACAGUUGAACUAAGCUCAUGAGGCAUUUAUGUUAUAUUCUUCAAGACUCAAUUGGUAUAUAUCAUUCAUUUAUAUGUCAAAAAAUGGAUCUAGCAACUUCUAGCUUUAAAAAGCCUUCCCACAACAAGUCAGUCUAAGGACAGCCAGACAGUGCUAAGGAUGAAAAACGACCUCCCCUCCAGGGUUGCUUCUGUUGGCCUCUCUGUUUCCCUUACUUCUCAUUAUUUAGCAGGAAGGGUUAUGUUUGGGCAGGCUGUACCCAAAGCUUGUCUGGAAGUAUGUGCUGCCUCCAUACCUCUGAAGGUGGAGAGAAUGUCUUUAUGGUUCACAGCAUUAAAGGUAGACUCAGCGAUAUGACAUAGAUGCAGAAAGUAAACCGCAUAUUGGGUCUAUUUCCACAACAACUAAGAGCGUUGAUGCGCGAGGCUCAUCUUCUCUGCUGUUUUGGUGACCUGGCUUCCACGCCGUGAACAACGUGAAGCGAACCCGUGCACAUGUUUGGAAGCGAAGUCAGUGUGACUGUGAAAGCGAAGUCUUGCAUCUCACUCAUCUCAAUAUCUAUGGUGCUGCUUGUGGCGUCAUUUCGCUGAGUCUACCUUUAAAGGCAUACUUCAGGAUUUUGGCAAUGAAACCCUUUAUUUACUUCCCCAGAGUCAGAUGAACUCAUAGAUGCCAUUUGCCAUUUCUCUGCAUCCAGUAUGAAGGAAGUUAGAGGUAGUUUCGUGAGCCAAUGCUAACUAGCAUGCUAGCUGUUACGAUACACUUCCUCAUUGCGCUAGUUACCAUAGGCUUCCAGUCAUUGCGCUAAUGCUAGUAAGCAAUUGCGCUAAUGCUAGUUAGCAACUUCCUUCAAACUGCAGACAGAGACAUAAAAAUGGUAUCCACAAGUUCAUCUGACUCUGGGGAAGUAGAUAAAGGGCUUCUUUGCCACAAUCCCAAAGUAUCCCUUUAAACACUCCCCAGAUAAUUUCUUUAGAUAUGUAAAUGACUCCUUUUUUAUAUAUAUGCUCUUUUAUCUGAACUUAAAAUAAUCAAUUUCCUAUGAUGUACCCUUUAAGGGUAAUGAAAGCCCAUGCAGUUGAUCAAAGUGUGCAGAGGGUGUCAGUCUGCCUGUUUUCCUGAGGGAUGCAUAAAGGUCCAUGUAGUAAUUCACUGUGAAGUCUUUCUAUUGCCUCUCUGUAUGACCUCAGAUAAGCAUCAGCACAUUCUGCAGUUCUCCCUCUGCUUUGUCAUCUCUUGUAUUUUAGUAGGUCAGAGCUGUAGAGGGAGAGCAGCAGGAGGAACCACACGGCUCCAUCCUGCCUUCACUCACAUAGAGCACGUUAAAUAUUGAUAAUGUUCUUCACUGGUCAUUCAUGUAUCCGCAAACUUCCUGCCCUCAGAUAGGUUUCCGCACUGGGGGCGUGUCUCAUAGGCUAGGCUACUAUUCGUACCAUUUGUUCUCUCAGUUUGCAAAUUGAAUGUUUUAUCCCAUCAUACUAAUCCUGCCAUUCUUCUGCUCCUGUCCCCAAUCUUCAACCUUAUUCUGUUCCUCUAUUUUUCUCUCACUACCCCUUCCUUUAUUCUCUCACUCCCUCUCCUUUCUCCGUUCCUGUUCUAGGGUAAUAAAGGGGGUGUGAGUGCGCGCAUGUCUGUGUUUGGUCACACCAUCUGUUUCUUGAACUGCCACCUGCCGGCCCACAUGGAGAACUCGGAGCAGCGCAUGGAAGACUUUGAAAGCAUCCUGCAGCAGCAGCAGUUUGAAGGCCAGGCUGCCACAGGGGUGCUCGACCACGAGUUAGUCACUAUAUAUAUGAACGCACACACUCACUUAAGUUUGCACCCAGGCACUUGCACAAAUAAACAACAGUGUAGCUGCUGAUCUGACUUUUUUCGGACCUUUUUUAAAUUUUCAUUUUGGACCUGCUAAAGGUCCCGAAACUUCUGGUCAUGUGUGAGAUUCUCUAUGUAGAUGUUUUAUGUAGCUGCUGCUCACUCUGUGACGAGGUGUGAAAGGAGGAGUCAGGCGCAGGAGGUAAAAUACCGAAGUCCAGAGUUUCAACCGUUUGCAUAAAUCAAACGCUCCAAGCGUCAAACGAAACUGUACAAGGGAAAACAUCCACCUUGGCAAUAACACAGUGAAAUGUAGCUACACGCUCUCACAACAAACAAUCACUCACAAAGACAAGGGGAACAGAGGGAACACUUAUACACAUACUAAUUAGGGGAAUGAGCACCAGGUGUGUGUGAUUGACAAGACAUGACAAGUGGAGUGAUGAGAAUGGGAUCGGCAGUAACUAGUACUCCGGUGACGACGAACACCGAAGCCUGCCCGAACCAGCAGUGGGGGCAGCCUUGGCAGAAGUCGUGACACACUCUGCUACCGCUUCCCCCUCCUUCCUCCCUGCGGCGAUGAUCGGACGUCUUUGUCUUGUGUAGCCUAGUCUACAAACUCUGGCGUGUUGUACAAUAAACAUUACUGACAUGUUGUACAAUAGACAUUACCAACGUGUUGUACAAUAGACAUUACCAACGUGUUGUACAAUAGACAUUACCAACGUGUUGUACAAUAGACAUUACCAACGUGUUGUACAAUAGACAUUACCGACGUGUUGUACAACAAACUACUGUCUGUUGUAACAGUAGGCUAUUGCUAACAUAAGCACAACACAAACAGGCAGUCUAAAUAGCGAUUGCAUUUUAUUUUUUCAUCGACAUUGCAAUCAUAAGAAAGCAUACGGUCCACCCUCCCUUGUAUCCAAUAAAGAUAUAGAGGGUGUAGUUACGGUUACACUAAAAGGAGUAUCUCAUUUAGCCAUCAAUAUACCUAACCAAAAGCAAAUAUUUUGUGUGAUUUAGAGAACAUACCUUAUUGUUAAAGGCAUCUUUACAGUUCCGCUCUCAGUCCACUAUUCUCCUCCUCCACAGUGUGGUGUUCUGGUUUGGAGAUCUGAAUUUCCGCAUUGAUGAACUGGAAAUUCCGGCAGUGAAAGCAGCCAUUGAUAACAACAAACUCACCAUGCUGUGGGAGAAAGACCAGGUGAGAUGCAUGUUCAAGAUGAAGGCCCACUAUGAAGUCUUAAACAGAGAGUGUAAUGUGUAGAGGAUGCCACUAGAAGGCAUUCAGAGACCAAAAUAAAAGAGACACUUCAUUUAAACCUUAUUCACUGUUAUCCCCCAUUCUACAGCUGAACAUGGCCAAAGACAGCGAGUCGGUGCUGGGGGGAUUUCUGGAGGGGCCUCUCAAAUUCCCCCCCACUUACAAGUUUGACGUGGGGACAGAUACAUACGAUACAAGGUUUGUGGUGACAUGGGGGUCCACCUUUCACCUCUUUGACGUAAAGAUCAAAUGAGAUGAGUGUUCUGAUCAUCACAGUUCUUAACCCACCUGCUCUCUCUUUCUAUCUCUCUCAGUGGGAAGAAGCGUAAGCCUGCGUGGACAGACAGGAUCCUGUGGCGUCUCAGGGCCACAGCUCCCUCUGGGCCGGCCCCUAAUGCUGGUAAGAGAGGCUCUAUUUUAGGGCUGAGCAGCGGAAUCAAGGUCACCCAGCACUUCUACCGCAGUCACAUGGAGUACAUGGUCAGCGACCACAAGCCUGUCUCCUCCAUAUUCACCCUCCAGGUGAGACACAGCCCCUCUCUCUCUCUCUCUCUCCCCCCCAUGUCCCACUUGUCAACUGAGUUGUGACAUGCACAUAACUUUACCCAAAACGCCCCUGUAACCUGUAAUAAACAGAUUUCUACAGACUGUAUGUUGAUGCUGUAUUAUAUUGGAGAGAGAUGUUGAUGUUUUGUUCUAUUGAUUAUCUACCGUGAUGAUAUUGACCUCCAGAAUGCUGUGUGUAGUUCCCCUAUAAGGUGGACAACGCCCUGGUGACGAUCAUGGUGGAGGAUGAGUGGAACAGCAUUGCAGAUGCCACGUGCACAUUCAAGGCUGCGCCUAAUUUCGCUCGUAGCUCCUGGGACUGGAUUGGGCUGUACAAGGUUCUCACUCUCAACCUUCUAGUGUGGAUUUCAAUUAUUAACAAAGCUUGAAGUAACCCAGAUAAUGUGUCAUGAUAAAGUAAUAAUUAGCUAAGACAUUAAGAGUUUUUGUAAAAUCAGGAAUUGGUGUUGCCUUUGCCUCCCCAGGUGGGAUUCAAACACCAUAAGGACUAUGUAGGCUAUGUGUGGGCCAAGCAGGAGGAGGCUGAUUACCAUAGAGUAGAACACGAGGUAAGGGCGACUUUUAAUAACACACAUAAAUGAACUGUAGAACCCUGUCAUGGUACUGUAUCUUUAUGUGUUUUGACUCUUCUCUCCCUCUUUUUCUGUCUUUACCUCUGCAGGUGACCUUUACUGUGGAAGAGUUGCCCAAGGGCUCAGGAGACUUCAUCUUGUGUUACUAUAGCAACAACAUGAGCACCCUCGUGGGUGUGACAGAGCCUUUUCAGGUACUUACAAUGAUGCUGUCUGGUUUUUAUGGUAAAUAUAUAAAACAUUGAAGUAUAAUGGGAUUGGUCAUUUAACUCUACAUUGGUUAUUCCACACCCAUCCCCACUCCUUCAUUUUGAUCUUCACCCUUUCCUGUGCUACUUCCCUAUGCUCUUCUUUUCCUUGAUCCUUCUCUCUUCCUUCUCUAUCUCUUCCUCCUCUCCUUCAUCUCUCCUCUACAGAUCCAGCUGCCCACAUCCAGCCCCGCCGGUAGCCCCUCUGACGACAGCUCUGAUUUCACCUCUGAGGAUGACAGCACCGUGGUUGGUAUGAAGACCAUGUCCCGCAGUCCCAGCCCCCGGAAAAAGAAGCACAGAGCCCGACGCAGCCAUAGCCGCAGUCCCAGCCACAGCCGUAGCCGCAGUGGCAGCCCUGCGCUGCCCGAAAUGAAGGGCCUCAAGCUGCAGCUUGGCUCGGCCCACAACACCACAGAUGGGGUGAAGGAGAAGGCCUCAGCUGAGGCUGGGGAUAGAGGGUUGUGA